Molecule: messenger RNA, 3209 nt
Organism: Schistosoma margrebowiei
Lineage: Eukaryota; Metazoa; Platyhelminthes; Trematoda; Strigeidida; Schistosomatidae
Source: the annotation of a GenBank genome assembly
GCUUUUAAUCCAUUAAGACAAAUAACAUUGAUAAUUGUUAAAGAUACAUUAUCCAUCAGUCAUAUAAUGAUUAAUAAAGGGCAUUUUCCCUGAAUGUUAAAGAUUACAGUGUAUAAAAUGAUUCUAUUUCAUAAGGGUAUAUGAAUUUCCCACGUCAAAAAUCCAUAUUUAACUUAUUCACCGUUAUGCUUGCAAAUAAAAAAACGUCUGUCUUUUCUUUACAGUAUCCUAAUGACGACUGGGCGUUUGCCAAUCCUGAUGACCUUGCUUUGGACAAUAUUAUUGAUGAAGAGCAUACGAGUAAUCACCAUAAUUUCGAGGAUAACUCUCUAGACCAAGAACAACCAAUUUCAACUGCAAAACGUAAUGCAACAACAAUUGACCCAUCUUUACCACAAAUUGGAAAGGAUAAACGAAUACUUACAUUGAAAGAUUUAUUAAAUGCUUAUAUACUGACACGUGCACGACUUCGUCUUGCUCAAGCUUGUUGGGAACAGGGAAUGCUAAGGGCGGGUGUAUUUACACCAGAUGAAGUUGUUCGAGGAUUAUUGUCCGUUGCAUUAUAUGAUGAAGCUGUUCGUCUUUGUGAAUCCUACGAUCUUGAUCCUGCACUCAUCAUUAAUAGUAUAAGUUUACGCUGUAGCGAGCUUGCUCAAUGUGCAACUGGUAGUGUCAACUUGGUGAACUUUUCACAGCCUACAGUUAAUUAUGAACUUCGUCGAAAAGAGGUUUACGAUAUUCAUCGUACAACUUCUGUCAUCACAACUGGUUUAAGUCAAUUCCCAGUACUACCAGGAUUGGCGAAUGAUUCAUCUCCUUUAGAGCACGAGGCUGAUCUAGUUCAACAGUCUUUAUCUAAUUUGUCCACGUUAAAUUUUGAUAAAGUUGGAAACGACGGUGAUAAUAUCGGCGCUAUUGAAAAAUCCAGUAGCUUGAAAAUAGUAUCAUACCAUUCUAAUUAUAAUUAUUCUAGUCGAUGCAACUUACCAGAAAUGUAUUGGCGUCUCCUAGAAACAGUUCUCACACGUCUAGAUCCUCCAAGUACAACUAAUGAAAAACAAUCAACAUUUCAAACAAAAUAUCAUGGUUUUCUACAUUUAAUUGCUUGCGAAAAUAUACUCGCCUCAGGUCCUAAUCAAUUAUAUCUACCUGAGUGGUUAACUUCACGCUUAUUGUCUACUUCAUAUGCAACAGAACGAGCUGUUAACUUAUUACGUCUGUACAUAAAAUUCAAUCGUUUAGAAACAGCUUAUCGAUUAGCAAUGGAUAUGCUCGAAGCAGCUAUGAAUAAAGGCGCAGAUCCAUCAUCCUUCGGUUUACGAUCCACUUUAUCCAAUUCAAUGGAUCCAACAAAUCCUAUACGAAAAGCCAAUAAAACUAUGACGAUAUCAGGUACAAUGUAUCUUCCACAUACAUUAUUUGUUUAUAUAUUGAAUGCAUUGAAAUUAUUAUCGCCUGAAUCAAAAACCUGUGAAGCUCUGGAAUACGUAAAACAACGUAUCAAACUAUUGGCUUACGCCGAUAUGAAUGUGUCCGAGGAGGAUAAAAAACACUGGGGUAUGGAUAAAUUAACCGGUGGUGGAAGUCGAUUACGAGGAUGCUUUGGAGAUCGAAGAAUGAUAUUAUUCAUUGUUUUUAUUGCAUUAUUUUUAGAUAAUAUGUUGUUAACAGUAGUCAUUCCAAUUAUACCCGACUUCUUAUUAUCUCAUCAAACAACGAAUCUUUCAACAUCUAUUGAUGAAACUUUAUUAGGAGAUAAAUAUUGUACAAAAUUAUUAAAUGUCACUGAUAAAAUUAAUCUGCAAAAAUCAAUAAUUUGGGCAUCAAGAGGACAUGCUGUCCAGCAUCAACCAAUAGGAUUAUCAGAUCAAUUGAAAAUAAUGUUAGACGAUAAACGAAUUCAGUAUUUACUUGCUGAUACUAGAUUUAAUGAGUGUAUGGUAAAUGCAACAAUAGAAAUUGAAAAAAUCACCGCUGAAGAAUUGGGAAAUGAACAUAUUCAAGUUGGUAUAAUGUUUGCAUCAAAAGCGAUAGUACAAAUGAUUGCAAAUCCUAUGAUUGGUCCAUUAACAAACAGAAUUGGCUACAGUGUUCCAAUGUUUACUGGAUUUGUGAUAAUGUUUACAUCUACUAUCGUGUUUGCAUUUGGUGAAAGCUAUACAGUUCUAUUUUUUGCCAGAGCUUUACAAGGUGUUGGAUCUGCUUGUUCCAGUGUAUCAGGAAUGGGAAUGUUAGCCACUUGUUACACUGACGAUAAAGAUAGAAGCCAUGCUUUCUCAGUUGCACUUAGUGGAUUGGCUAUUGGUGUAUUGGUUGGACCACCAUUCGGGGGUAUCACUUAUCAAUUCAUUAGUAAAGAAGCACCAUUUUUAAUUUUGGCAGCGCUAGCCUUAGCUGAUGGAACUUUACAAUUAAUUGCACUGAAACCAAAAGUACGUAAAGAAGAUCAAAAAGGUGCUGCAUUAUGUGAACUUUUAAGAGAUCCAUAUAUAUUGAUCGCUUCAGGUUCAAUAACUUUUGGUAAUAUGGGCAUUGCUUUACUUGAAUCAUCUUUACCAUUAUGGAUGUGGAAAACAAUGAAAUCAGAAGGAUGGCAACAAGGUGUUGCAUUUUUACCAUGUAGUAUUGCAUAUUUUAUUGGGACAAAUAUAUUUGGACCAAUUGCUCAUAAAAUUGGUCGAGGUAUAAGUGCUGGUCUUGGUAUGAUUAUAUGUGGAAUAUGUUUACUUUCUAUUCCAUUUUGUACAAGAAUUGAACAUUUAAUUGCUCCCAUGGGCGGACUUGGAUUCGCUAUAGGAAUGGUCGAUUCUUCCAUGAUGCCUAUCAUGGGUUAUCUCGUCGAUUUAAGGCAUGCAUCAGUAUACGGUAGUGUCUAUGCUAUUGCAGAUGUUGCAUUCUGUUUGGGAUUUGCAAUUGGACCUAUCAUUAGUGGUGCAAUGGUCAAAAGUAUUGGAUUUAAAUGGAUGCUUUGGUUCAUUGCAAUUGUCUCCCUCCUUUAUUCUCCAUUGACAUUAUAUUUGAGGAAUCCACCAAAACGAGAUGAAGCUCAGUCACUUGUUACAACAAAAAAUGGAAACCAACAAAAAGAAUUAAAUUCUUUCGAAAAAGAUCCUAAGACAACGAUAACUGGAAUUCCAACAAUAUGUUUGGGCUCUACAAUCGAUUAUGAUCCUACACAUGGAGGACUUCAAGAAUAUCGAUAUGAAUAA